AUGAGCAAAAGUGUUCAGGUAUCAUCGGGUCCAAGAAGUAUGGAGGAGAUUGAUAAAGAUCCACAUUUAAUAUUUUCUCAGUUUCAAUACAAUGAAAAGCAGUUACAAGAAGCCCCGUUCCGACGAUACAAUCAUAAAUUAGACCUUCAUGAACCAGUCCGAUAUUAUAAAAAGUCAAAUUUAGAACCCGAAAAAUUUGUACAUUUAAUGAUGCAAUAUUAUGAAAAAAGGAAAAAACAUGAAGGUGAUUUGUAUGAUUUGGCAGAAUAUGGCUGUGAUGCCUACAUCAAGAGCAAUCCUAAUAUGAAAGAUGAAUUCAAAUUUUACAUAAUCUUUUAUAGAAUAUAUUCACUUGUAAUUUCCAUGAAAAAAAACGGCCCUAGACCAUCCCAUGCAACCAUUGAGUCACUGUUUAAGAAAGGAAAGGAAUUUCUAACAUCAAGUCUUCAACAAGGGCAAAUUACUCAAGAGGAAAAGGAACAUUAUUCCAUCAUUUUUAAGUUAAAUUAUGCCACCUAUCUGGAUGUUGCUGGAAAGUCACCAGAAGAAGCUCUCUAUUAUUUUCGAAAAGUCAUUAUGUUUUGCUUGUCUAAGCCAUCUAUAUCCGAAGAAAUUUAUAACAAAGCAGUCUAUAAUUUGGCUUUCUUUUUUAACAAGCUGAAGAUGGUAGACGAAGCAGCAGCUUGCUAUGAUUCUCUCUUUUAUAUUGCCACAUGUCAAUCUCGAAAAAAUAUUUAUUUAAAUAGAAAAACCAAAAACAUGGGAAGACUUGCAGUAAAUUGUGCCACUUGGCUAAUGAAUGCUGGCAAAUUUGAAAAGGCAAGAGAGGUAUUAAGCAAAACUCUUAGAGAGGGCCUUUAUUCCCGAGAUGAUGAACAUGACUUGAUGAAAUUGAAACAGAAAAUAUAA
Naegleria fowleri is the source of this 909-nucleotide messenger RNA. RefSeq lists its product as uncharacterized. Lineage: Eukaryota; Heterolobosea; Eutetramitea; Acrasida; Naegleriidae. Bases 1 to 909 code for a protein of 302 amino acids. The record is from RefSeq and is a predicted model, not a curated record. Gene Ontology annotation, molecular function: protein binding. The transcript is spliced from 2 exons.